AAAGAAAGCACAAGAAAAUGUUUCUGGUGUGAAACAUCGGUGAGCAAAGAAGUUUGCAUGGAAUCCUUUUUUGAAUGGAUCUGUCUGGAAUUCUUGACCGAAGCUCGUUUCUCCGCUGAGAACUACUUUCUGAUUGCUCAAACAAUGCCGACUCUUACCAUAAACGAAACUUUUGAUGGAUGCAGUGAAAACCUAUACAAUGAAACUACUAGAUCUUACACUGUCGUUGAGACAACUCUAAUUGCAACCAUAACUACUCUCCUCAGCUUGGCGACAAUCAUAGGAAAUGUUUUAGUUAUGGUGUCUUUCAAAAUGGACCGGAGGCUCCAAACGGUUAAUAAUUACUUUCUCCUCAGCCUAGCAGUUGCUGACUUUAUGAUAGGUCUAUUUUCCAUGCCUUUGUUCACAGGUUAUACUUUACUGGAAGGAUGGAAACUUGGACCUAUUGUAUGUGACCUCUGGCUCGCAUUAGACUAUUUGUGCAGCAAUGCUUCGGUUCUCAAUUUGCUCAUGAUUAGUUUCGACCGCUACUUUUCGGUCACAAAUCCUCUUCGAUACCGAGCUCGGAGGAAUAGUCGUCUUGCUGCGAUCAUGAUAGCAUGUGCUUGGAUUCUAUCUUUCUUGACUUGGCCACCAUGGAUUCUAGCAUGGCCGUAUAUAGAGGGCAAGAGAUCUGUACCGGAAAACAAAUGUUACAUACAGUUCCUCGAAACGAAUUCUUACAUAACAGUUAUUACGGCACUGAUUGCAUUUUAUGUACCCGUAAUUGUUAUGUGUGUUUUGUACUACAAAAUCUGGCGAGAGACGGAGAAUAGGAAGCACUAUCUGGCGGAGUUAAUUGCAGAAAAUGAGCAGUCUACUGAACAGGCAACCACCUGCCUGCCUGCGCCAACUGUGUGCAACAGUAUCAACGAAGAGGAAAAGAACUGUACUCAUCGAGUAAAGGAUUUCCUUAUAACUUUAUGUAAUGUUGAUUGCGAUGAUGGGGGAGAAGAUGAUAGUACAAGCCCUGGGGCUACAACUCCAAGUUCGGCCGAAACGCCGAUUCAGUCUUCCAGAGCCACUUCUGUCACACUGCGCCCUGAGCAGAUUGCGUACGUUCAGGCCCUUCUAAACCAGGAAGAAGAGAAUCUUGCUGCUGCUGCAAAAGAAACCAUUUACACAGUCAUGAUCCGACUUCCUGAUCCAGCCGAUCCGAACUUCGAGCCCCAACCCACAGUUACCAUGAUAGACGAAGUUCCGGCUCCUCCGGCACCAAUGAGGUCAUCUUUGAGUACAAGCGCUCUGAUGGCCCAUUCAGUGAAUGAUCACAGGCUCAUGCGUUGUAGUUCCAGUGAGGUUUUAAACGCUUCUAGAUUAGCUGGACUGCCGGGUGCUAAACAAGCCAGACUUCAGCGACCCAAUAUAAAGAAAAGGAACAACAAAGUUCAAGAAAAGAAACAUGACAGGAAAGCGGCGCGGACGUUAAGUGCCAUUCUUUUGGCCUUCAUCAUCACAUGGACACCUUAUAAUGUUCUUGUACUGGUCAAGAGUGUGGAGACGUUUGUCAGUUGCAAUGAUAUCAUACCGCAGAUUCUAUGGGAUUUUUCGUACUAUUUGUGCUAUCUUAACAGUAUGAUCAAUCCCGUCUGCUAUGCUCUUGCUAAUGCGAAUUUUAGGAAAACUUAUUGGAGAAUACUGACAUGCACAUGGAGAAAAAAGUCAAAACUUAGUAUUAUUCGAGGUCUCCACUCUAAAGCUUCUUGACAUAAGGCCGAUAGGCGAAUCAACAAGCAAGUAAAUUAUAAGAGAUAUUCAAAACCGGUGACUUUUGCUUCUUCUGGAGUAACUUCUUACCGUGGGCCAAUAACUAGCUAAUAGCUGUUCGAGCCUGAUGAUAUUAUGUAAGGCGAGCCAAUGAUUACUUAAGCUCAAAGAUAUCAUGAAAAGGGGACAAUAAAUAUGAUGAUAUGUCUCAUAGAGGACUUUUCCACUCGAACAAUUUGGUUGCACUUCACUUUUUCCUCUGUUCUCCGUUACGCAGAUCUUCUUUGCGCAUUGUAACCAUUUUAAUGUCAAUCCACACGUAACCGUUCAAGCUUUUAGAGCUUUUGUAUCGUGUACAAAGUUCUGCAGUAUCACUAGGUUUCUCAAAUCAUAAAGGUGCUUUUUCAUUUAUGUGCUGUUAUCCAUGAAAAGUAUGGGCAAGCAUUCUCUUUGGAAAUAUAUGAACUUUAAUUUUGUGGUGCUAGAGACGUUAAUAUAAUAUAUAGAAUACAUGUUCUUUUAAUAACAUUUUGUAAAAUGAUGUGACCUUCUCUUUUAGGUUUUCUAAUUUGAACAUCAGGAAUUUUCUCGUACACUUCUUUUGCGAUUAUGAAAUUUCUGAUUCGAAAACUUGUAACAAAAUUCUUUCAUAUUUAAGUUAUAAUUUUCCUAGUUUAUUACUGUCAAUGUGACGAUUUAAGUAGUAAAAAAUAGUUGCCUGUCAAUAAAGUUUUACCUUGAAUUUUAAGAUGCUGCAAAGUGAAAUCAAUAACAUGUUGAGAUAUUCUAAAUAGUGUUCUCUCAUUAUUAAAACAAAUAGAUAUUUGGUGAAACUGAAACGAAUUUUAUGCUUUUCUGUAACUGAAUGUAUUGUUACACAAAAGAUGUAAGGAAAUUAUAAAAUUCUGACUAUAUUUUAAAUGACGAUCAUUAAUGUUUUUAGUAUAUAGUAUUUCAAAAACAACAUAACAUUUAUUUUGAAAUACAAGAAGAAAUUUUUAAAGGUUUUUAGAAGAAAGAAGCAUAUACAUCUUCUACUCUUUCAUAAGUAUCAUAUAUUUCAUUCCAUACACAAAUUUAAAAUAUGACUUAAACCUAAUAAAACUUAUUGAAAGAAAAUUUUUAUACAUUCUGUUAUUCAAUGAUCUUUAUUUAUUUUUUAUUCAUUUAUUUAUUUAUUUAUUUAUUGUCAUUUAAAUGAUUUUACCUAUUUGUCGCUUUACUGUCAUUAUUUCUGUGCCUAAAUAUUUUUUGAAAAGUGUUUGUUUCAUUUCCUAGAAUGAUUUCAUAGGUUCAACACAGAAGCAAAACUUCUUCCAUGUUUUGUCAUAUUGUGUUUCAUAAUUUUGUUUACUGUUAUGCUAAUUUUCAGCUCUCUGUAUGAUUCAUUUUAUGUACGCAUUUUUUGUCAAAAUCGAUUGCUGUGUUUAACCAUGCAGUGAAACUCGUAAAGCAAAUAACUUUCUUGGUGGAUUCAAAAUAAAUACAAUUUUUCAUUUCUUAUUCUUUUCAGUAAGUAUAUUUCGUUUCUGAUUUCUUAUAUUAAACAGAGUUUUGAGCUACUCACGAUUUGCAUACGUUUUUUUAUUAAAUUUAAAAACACAGUGCUCUAAAAAUGACAAGAUUAAUUUGUAACAGAAUAUUUCAGAUAUACUUGGAACUAGUUACAGUUUAGUUUGGUAAAAAUGAAGUAUAAUUUUUAAAUAUCUUGUAAGGCAUUUUUAUAAGAUCCCUUAGUGCCUACUGGAGACAGUAACAGAUGCUUAUAUAAAAUUAACAAUUUUAUGUAUUUUACUUGAAUUUUUAAAUUACUAUUUAUUUGUACUAAGUAUCAUCUCUUGGAAUCUGGAAUAAACAAUCCAAAGACUUUAACAGGCAUUCGUGCUCUUUCGCAGAUUAGGAUUAUUUCUCAAGCACUGGUGGGAAAACUGGCUUGUUUGCCUGAAUCUUGUUCUUUAAUCUUUGAAUGACAAAGUACUGCAAGAUGGAAUAAUGACCACAUAUCUUCCACUAAAAGAUGGAGCCAAAUGUUUUAUGAGAUCGUUCCACGGUUAGAUUCUUUCGUUUGAAGACAUCAGUUUUUUGAACUUAAUCUAGAAAACAUGUGUACCAAAAGAAAAAGAGAGAGUAGAGUUUGGGUUGUGUAGUUUUCAUGCUAUUACAAAGGCUAUUGACAGGCAUAUUAAAAAUGACAGAGAAAAACAAAUAAUGUUUGAAUGUUUAUCAGAUUCUCAGUGCCGUAAUUUAGAACGUCUUAAGACAUGGAUAAUUAUGUCUAGUAACAAUAUAAGCAGGAGUUAUUACAUGUAGCCAAAUCAGUCAUGUAAAACUAUACUCGUAACUAGUAAGGCCUUGAUAACAAGUUUAUGAUAAAAAAAGACGCUAAUCCCAAGUUCCACUGGCUUUGUCAACACAUACGUGAUACGUUUGCGAAAUUGUAAUUCCAGUAUGGUGUCGAAAAUAGCCACCAAGAUAUUUAGAAGUGUUCUAUGGUAAUAUGAUCUCCAGUUGUAAUGUGUCACCUUAUUUUUUUACUUCCUAAUUGAACAUUAAACAGCACUUUUAAUGUGGUUGACUUUUACUCUUCAGAGUUUGCACUAAUGGUGUACUUCAGUGAUUACCUGUUGUAGUUUAUCAAAUGUCAAUGUUGUAAUUUCGAAUCGAAGUGACUUUUUGUGAGUUCAAAGAUUUAUGAAAAAUUUUUGCAUUAUCGGCACAUUUAGCAAUGAUGCUUCAACCAGAAGAUGCAUCCUGUUGGUCUUUUCUUUUUAAGAAUUUCUCUACGGUCACAAAUUUUAGCACCUAUUUUACAGUCUCAGACCGAGUCGGUUGCCAGAUAUUGUUUCUUAAAACUUUAGUUACUAAGAAAAAAUUACUUAAAACACUAAUAUUCAUAAUCAUGUAGUUUUAAAUCGGUUGUUUCCCUUUACAAAAUUUAAAUGCAAUAAAACAGAAAAGUUUAUUUCAUUUAAGGUUUACAUAAAAAUUAACAUUUUUUUCUUUUUCAAGUGUGAGUUAAAUAGUGUAUUUACUGAAUUACUACUAAAUAAUUAUGAUUUUUAGGAUUAAUUUGUACUCUCGAGCGAAAGAUAAAUUUCUAUAUAAACAUACUAUUGUUUUCACAAUGACUUAUCAAUGACUUUAAUCGUAUGUUUGCAUUUCAAUUUUACAGUUUUUUUUUUUUUUUUUUUUUUUUUUUUUGGAAAUUUUAAAAUGUUGAAUUAUUCAAUUAAAGUAUUCUUGAAGUUAAAAUUACGUUGAACUGCAUUUGUUAGUAAGCUCUGGUUCUCAUGUGAAUUUCUACUAUUUCUUUUUUUUUUUAAUUACUAAACCUUGCAUUGUCUUCUUAUGAAUAGCUUGUCUUUUCUUGUGAAGAGAAUAUCAGAGUCCAACAGACUAACAUUUCUUUUAAAAAAAUAGAAAUAAAAAAUUAAUUCUAAAAUUCAUGUAAAAAAUGUUUACGCAUUAAUAAUUCAAGAAGAGCACUUUUCACUUCGCAAGAAAGGGGGGAGGUUGGACUUAUUUAUAAAGUAGCCGAUCAAAUCUUAUGAAUGUAAUAUAAUAGUCACAUGAAUGGAAAGAGAAAAUAUUUAGAUAUUGUUUCAAAUUCCUUGUCAUCCAUUCCAUUACAUUAAAAAUUCAAAACUGUAAAAAAAAGCUGUUUAACAAAUUUGAUUGCUAAACAUUCUGGCAUCCAAAAUUCGAGAGAAAUGUUUUUGAUGUUGUGAAUGUGAAACAACUUUGCAUUUAUACAUAUGUGUACGAAAGUGCUCAUUUUUCUCUUUUAUAUGCAUAUAUAUAUAUAUCAUACGUGGUGUAAAGUAAUUACCACAUAAGUGGUAUGGUUGUAAAUGUUUGUUUAUAUGUGUAAAAUAAAAAUCUGAAAGCUUC
Stegodyphus dumicola is the source of this 5637-nucleotide messenger RNA. Its product is annotated as muscarinic acetylcholine receptor M1-like. Gene Ontology annotation, cellular component: plasma membrane; synapse; dendrite. Gene Ontology annotation, biological process: G protein-coupled receptor signaling pathway, coupled to cyclic nucleotide second messenger; adenylate cyclase-inhibiting G protein-coupled acetylcholine receptor signaling pathway; chemical synaptic transmission. The record is from RefSeq and is a predicted model, not a curated record. Gene Ontology annotation, molecular function: G protein-coupled serotonin receptor activity; G protein-coupled acetylcholine receptor activity. Lineage: Eukaryota; Metazoa; Arthropoda; Arachnida; Araneae; Eresidae.